This is a messenger RNA of Anthonomus grandis grandis, 1807 nucleotides long. Its product is annotated as sensory neuron membrane protein 2-like. Gene Ontology annotation, cellular component: cytoplasm; membrane. Lineage: Eukaryota; Metazoa; Arthropoda; Insecta; Coleoptera; Curculionidae. The coding region runs from base 192 to 1790 and encodes 532 amino acids. The record is from RefSeq and is a predicted model, not a curated record. The transcript has 9 exons. Gene Ontology annotation, molecular function: scavenger receptor activity.
UACGGAGGAUGAACUUGUAAUUGAUGUUUCUUAAAUUGGAAUUUUUGUUAUCUUCAGUCUUAAUAGCUACACUUUAGGCAAUGGUGUUUUUAAGGUAGCCUUAAUGUUUGGUUGCCCAAACACUUCAAAAACAAAAAAUUUGAUCUGCUAAUCAUACAUUUUUGUUUUCGAAAGUAUCAUAUUAUUUUAAAAUGCAAUUGAAUUUGUGUACAAAAUGUUGUUCUAUAAGAAUGGUGAUAUGCUGGACGGUCUUGACGGGUGUAUUAUUUGCUGGAUCUCUUGUGUUAGCUUUUUAUGGGAUACCUGCAAUUAUAACAAUAUUAAUACAUGGGCAAACAAGACUAGUAGAGGGCACCGAUCAAUGGGAUAGAUUUACCGAAUUGCCUUUUGCGUUAAACUUUAGUAUAAGAUUUUUUAAUGUCACCAACGCUGAUGAUGUGCUUACAGGUUCUAAGCCAGAUUUAAGUGAAACACGUCCAUAUACAUACAAGCUGAAUAUUAAACGAGAAAAUAUAAGAUCUGAUGACUCCGAGGAAGAUAGUGUCACUUAUAGCAGAAAGUUAACAUUUGAUUUCGAUGCCUCGGGUAACAACACUGAAAAUGAUAAAAUUCGUGUUAUUAACCCCCUACUAAUGUCCCUUUUUCAAAUGACUAGUGUCAUAGAAAGAAUCGCUGCGGUUGGAUGUUUUGAUAAAAUAUUGACACCAGCGGGUCUAGACGAGAUAUUCCUGGAUACAACUGUGAAAGAAUUACUCUGGGAUGGCAUAAAAUUUGCCAAAGCUAAUGAAGAAGGUCUUGGUGUGGCUUGUGGAAUAAUUAGAAAUACGCUCAUUACUCGUGCUAAUAAAAUUAGAGUUAUCGAGGUGGAAAAUAAUGGAACCACUGAAGAGUAUGCGAAGAUUUCAAUUUUAAAUUUUAAAACCUCGAACUAUUUGAAAGAGUCACCAGAUGGCAUCUAUACAAUAAAUAGAGGUAUAGAUAACAUGACGGCUCUAGGAAACGUGAUGAGAUGGAAUCACGAUUCGAAAUUGCGCACAUUUGGGCAUGCAUCAGCUACCAAUAACGAGACAUGUCAAACUAUACGGGGUACAGAUGCUACCAUUUUCCACCCAGGUAUAAAAGAAAAUGAGGACUUGUGGGUUUAUAAUACUGAUAUUUGCAGAACAAUUAAAUUGGGGUACGUUAACUCAAACGAGACUUACAAAGGAAUAACUGGUAUCAGGUUUGAAGCAAGCAAACGAAUCUUCAGACCUUCCACUCUUUUGGAGGAAAACGACUGCUAUUGCUCCAAAGCUACCACCGACGAAACAGGAACGGCAAGAUGUUAUUUGGAUGGAGUUUUUGAUUUAAAACCAUGCAUAGGUGCAGCGAUUUUAUUAUCUCAACCACAUUUCUUAAACGCAGAUGCAAAAUACUUAAAUAAUACUGGUCAAGGUCUCCAACCAGAUCAUGACAAGCAUGGAAUCUAUCUUCUUAUCGAGCCUAAUACAGGAACUCCUCUUGAAGCUAUGAAAAGAGUUCAAUUAAACUCUGUGUUAAAAAAACAAUCAUUUUUAAGUAGUUUAACGCCCCAAGAAAUGCACGAAGGAGUCUUUCCGAUCUUAUGGCUAGAAGAGGGGGUACAGCUGCCACAAAAUCUUAUAGAUCUUUUAAAUGACAUGUACUCCACACCAGUAAAGAUCGCGACCGCAUGCAAAUAUGCAUUGAUAGCCACAUUUGCUGCAUUGUUUACUGGUUGCAUGUUUUUGAUUUUUAGAAAAUCUUUCUGUAGAAAUAAACACUCAAUAUAAUAUAGUCGCAACACUGA